AAAAUGGAAUAAUUAAAGCAGCAAAUACUUUUGAACUUGAUAAAGUAGUAGAAGGUAUUUUUGAUGAAUUUGAUUUGUCAAUAUUGUUUGUUUGUCUUGCAUGCAUAGAGUCUUUAGCAGUUAGAAGAGGGAUGUUAUGUAUGUUUUCUGUGGAGUUAGAAGUUGAGAGAACAAUGUUAUCUAUUUUCAUGUUGACAGUUUUCUUUUUUAGUGUUAGAUGUUUGGUUGUUGUUAUUAGUG
Funneliformis mosseae is the source of this 240-nucleotide messenger RNA. The record is from the annotation of a GenBank genome assembly. NCBI's taxonomy places the organism in Eukaryota, Fungi, Glomeromycota, Glomeromycetes, Glomerales, Glomeraceae.